GGUGCCAAGCAGGUCUCUGCUGUUGGUAAUGACAAAAAAUGUGCAUUCACAGUUGUCAUCUUGGUUGCCAAUGAUGGUACAAUGCUUCUGCUGCAAGCUAUCUAUCAAGGGCACUCAAAAAUGUCAUGUCUGAAUCCAUCAGCUGCAAACUAUGAAAAUUGCAUCAAGGAAAAUUUUCAUUUUGAGUUCUCAAAUACAAAAACAUACUGGUCGACACAAGCGACAAUGCAUACCUUGGUUGACAAGAUCAUUGCACCAUAUUUUGAGAGGAAGAAACAAGAGCUUGGCUUACCACAAACACAAACAUCAGUGUGGCAAAUUGAUGCAUGGUCAGUCCAUCAGUCCCUUUAA
Messenger RNA from Suillus bovinus, 351 nucleotides. RefSeq lists its product as uncharacterized. Lineage: Eukaryota; Fungi; Basidiomycota; Agaricomycetes; Boletales; Suillaceae. The transcript has a single exon. The annotation marks the transcript as partial. The record is from RefSeq and is a predicted model, not a curated record.